This is a messenger RNA of Sinocyclocheilus anshuiensis, 1142 nucleotides long. RefSeq names its product CD209 antigen-like. Bases 40 to 792 code for a protein of 250 amino acids. Gene Ontology annotation, biological process: biological process involved in interspecies interaction between organisms. NCBI's taxonomy places the organism in Eukaryota, Metazoa, Chordata, Actinopteri, Cypriniformes, Cyprinidae. The transcript is spliced from 5 exons. The record is from RefSeq and is a predicted model, not a curated record.
ACCUCAUCUGUGAAGACGUAUUAUCAGGCACAGUGGAAGAUGGAUUUAGAGGCCAUUUAUGAAAAUGUUGAACGCAGAGAUACUGAGAACACAACUGGACCUCAAACUCAGAGUCACAGCCAGGAUGAAGGAAAAGAUCUUAAGCGCAGAGGAAGUAGAUGUUUGGUGUUGAUCACAGUGGGUCUCGGGCUCAUUUGUGUUCUUCUGCUGGUCUUCAUCAUACUGCAGCACAUCACCAUCACAGCAGAGAGAGACCUGAUAAAGAGUUACAAGAACACAGCUGAAGAGUUCAAUCAAACCAUCAACAGCUUACAGGACAGUUACACUGAUCUAAUGAUUGAAAAACACCAACUGCAGAACAACUUCAACACUUUGAGUCAGAAGAACCUGGAGUUAGAGACUGAACUAAGAAAUGUAUCUGAACGAGGAAAUGGCAUGCUUUUCAUGUCCACUGAGUUGAAGAGCUGGUCUGACAGCAGACAGUACUGCAGGGAUCGUGGUGCUGAUCUGGUCAUUAUCAACACUGAAGAGAAGCAGAGGUUCAUAUCUUCAUUAGUCAGUGAGAGAGGGUGGAUUGGUUUGUCUGACACAGAGAACGAGGGCAUCAUGAAAUGGGUGGAUAAUUCACCACUGAAUCAAGGGUUUUGGCUCAAAGGUGAGCCAAGCAACUACGGUGGAAAUGAGGACUGUAUUGAACUGAAUUAUAAUAGAGAGAAGACGGGAUGGUCACCGCUGAACAGCUGGAAUGAUGAUGUAUGCUCUGAGAAGAAAAAGGGGAUUUGUGAGAAAUAGGGUUCAUCCCGUCUUGUGGUUUUGCUUUUAUUAUCUAAUAUAGUCAUUCUUAUUGUCAACACAUUAGUUCUGAUUGAGGUUCCUGCCUUUUAAAACACUGCCAGCUGAUCUGAAAUUUGUUAGAAGGACAAUGUCAAAGUGUCAUUAUUUUCUUAUUGCUAUAAUAACCUUUGUUUCACAUGGUGUGAAUUCAGGACACAAAACCUCUGAUGUGUUCAUGUUUUGCUCCAACACAAGCAGCUCUGUAUUAAUAUGAUCUUAUUUUAGCUGUUAUCGUGAGUCUCAUUUGUUGGUCUGAAGUGUUGAGGAGACAAUCACAGAAAACUACAGAAGUCUAAAGUGUCCAGAUC